Molecule: messenger RNA, 915 nt
Organism: Hevea brasiliensis (rubber tree)
Lineage: Eukaryota; Viridiplantae; Streptophyta; Magnoliopsida; Malpighiales; Euphorbiaceae
Product: GDSL esterase/lipase WDL1
Exons: 6
Coding region: 79-798 (239 amino acids)
Source: RefSeq, a predicted model, not a curated record
AAAGAGCAGAGGCAGAGGGGGAGCAUUAAUUGCAGAAAAGCUAGCUUGGGUUGGCUGUGUAAGAUCGAUCAGAUCAGAAUGGUAGGACCAGUUAGGCCACAGUUUGUGUUGUUUGGAUCAUCCAUUGUUCAGUUCAGUUAUGGCAAUCAAGGCUGGGGUGCUGCUCUUGCUAACAUCUAUGCUCGUAAGGCAGAUAUUGUGCUGAGAGGAUAUGGAGGUUGGAAUUCAAGCAAUGCUCUACAGAUUCUUCAUCAAGUUUUCCCAAAGGAUGCUUCUGUACAACCUUCACUGGUUAUUGUCUAUUUUGGUGGCAACGAUUCAAUGCUCCCUCCAUCUGGGGCGCCUUCUGCUCAUGUUCCACUUGAUGAGUUUAAGGAUAACAUGAGGCGAAUUGCUCGGCAUCUCAAGAGCCUUUCUGAGAAGACUCGCGUCAUCUUUCUCGGUGUUCCUCCUGUCAAUGAGGAUAUGAUCCGCGAAUUUUUUGGUAAUGACACUGGUCGAACCAAUGAGGGCUGCAGGAUAUAUUCAGAAGCUUGUUUGGAGGUGUGCCAAGAGGAAGAGAUUAGGAUCCCAGGCAUUGAUCUUUGGAAUGCAAUACAACGAAAGGAAAACUGGCUGAAAACUUGCUUCGUGGAUGGAAUCCAUCUUUCAGCAGAGGGGAGCGAAGUAGUGGUGGAGGAGAUCUUGAAUGUGCUUAGAGAGGCAGACUGGGAGCCAUCAGUAUACUGGAAGACAAUGCCAAGUGAAUUUUUGGGAAUUACACCGUUUGAUUCGGAGAACCACGUGCAGAUCAUGUGAUCCCCGCUGAGUUGCAGGAGACGGCAAUGCAAAUAGAAUACAAUGGAAAACUCGUUUCCCUUAUCAUGUGUUAGGAUGAUUCAUUAGCCUAAUAAUAUUAUUCAGCAUUAAAUAAUA